AUGCUCAGCCUUGCCGAAGUUACCGCGCCGAGUACCGCCAAGAAGAGGCAGUUUCAGUCGAAACUUGACGCCGACGUCGAUUUUAAAAGGCGCCGAUGUGAAGCCGACGACAAGGUCCAAAAAUCGAACGUUAAGGCCGAAAAGUCUAAAGCGAAGGUCCGAAAAUCUGGCACCAAAAAUGCCGCUCCAGCGGUCGCCUCACCCAGCUUGAAAGUAUCAGAAACUCCAAGGGCUGGAGAGCUGCCUUCUAAGGAAGAGCCAUGCCGCGGUCGCAGACGAUGGCGCGCUGGUAGCGAGCCGCAGGGCUGGGAUGAGAAGAAUUGGUGUCUGGAUGAUAGCAUGGCCACAAGUAUCGAAGACAGACCUGAGAAGUACGGUUCCAAACCUACGACAACCGCGUCGACUUCGGCUCAUGAUAGCGAUGAGGAACAUCAGCCGUUUCCUUACGAGAUUUUUGACGUAUCUUCUUGCGAGAGUGAGAGAAUCCAACCAUCGUCGAAAAAGCUCGCGGCUAGUGUGCAGAAAUUGAAAAUGAUCCAGCACAGCGGCAAAUAG
Messenger RNA from Trichoderma gamsii, 555 nucleotides. RefSeq lists its product as hypothetical. The transcript has a single exon. The record is from RefSeq and is a predicted model, not a curated record. NCBI's taxonomy places the organism in Eukaryota, Fungi, Ascomycota, Sordariomycetes, Hypocreales, Hypocreaceae. The coding region runs from base 1 to 555 and encodes 184 amino acids.